AUUGGCAAUUAAUUAUUGACGCAUACGAUCGAAGUGUUUUUGUUUUGUUACAUUCCAUGGAGAUUUUAUUUUAUAAUUUCUUUCACUAAGCCUGCCAGCAAAAUCACAAAAAUCUUGUGUAGUCGAUGUUUUAAAGGUCUGUCACAAAGGAACUAAAUAAAGUGCAUCAUGUAUGGGAGAAAAACGCCAAACACGUCAUAUACGCGAUCGACCGCUUCGAUCCAUUCCACUGGAAGAUCGCUGUCGAAUCUCCAAUCUCAAAAGUCACGUUCCAUGAAAUCAGUGAAAAUUCCAUGGUAUCAAAAACCAAUAUUGCACAACAACAAAUACAUAAAUGUUCAGCGAGGUGCCAUGUUAGCAGCAGUCUUUACACUGUUUCUGUCCAUUUUUACUAUUGUGACUGCCGUUUUUGAUAUUUAUUGUUUGUCUAUGGCAGCGCCAGGUUCUACUCAUUACGGAUAUUAUUUUAUAUCGUAUGAGUUUGUUUAUGUUGGAAAUCGUUAUGUUCGGAACAUAUUGGUAAUGUUUGCGCUUUUCUCAUUCCUCGCCGGCCUUGCUGUAUUCGUAACUUCGAUUUUGUUGACCGUAGCAUUGCGAAAAGAAUACGAAGAGAAAAUAUUGCCAUGGCUGUGGACUAUGGCCAUUUUUACAAUUCUACGAUCUUUGGCAUGGUUAUUCUUCAGCAUUGUUAAUGAUCUUAUAUUUGCAUACAACAUUUUCAUUUGCUUAGCAUGGGUUAUAAUAAUCGUGCUCUCAAUUUGGAGUUGGCUUGUAGUCUAUUCUUUGUACGUUGAAUUGAAAGAUUUAUCAAAGCUAGAGGAUCUGGCACAUCUACGGAUGGGAACGAUGGCAUCUGUGCAUGCAUCGACAAAUCCAUCUUUAGCCGGAUCUCGACCAACGACUCCAUACAUAGCAUCGUCAAUUCCAUAAAUUGGAAUUAAGCACUUAAAACGAAUAUAUUUACCAAUCGACAAAAACAUCAUAAGUAUGCAUAAGAAUUCAGUUUUUUUCGUAGAAAACAUUAGUAUAAGUUUCACAAUGAGACACGUAACAUGAACACUUUAUUGAUCUGAAUGAAGUCAAAUCGACAUACUUAUAUAGGAAUCAAUCCGUCCAGAAAUUUUACAACAAAAUAUAUACUAUGUUUACAAUUUUGUAAUAUCAUUUUUAAUUUUGUAUUUCGACAGUUUAUUAUCGUAAAUAAAAUGUAAUCUAAUUAUAAUGAAGAAAGUGGGAA
This is a messenger RNA of Contarinia nasturtii (swede midge), 1237 nucleotides long. RefSeq lists its product as uncharacterized. The record is from RefSeq and is a predicted model, not a curated record. NCBI's taxonomy places the organism in Eukaryota, Metazoa, Arthropoda, Insecta, Diptera, Cecidomyiidae. The transcript has 7 exons. The coding region runs from base 169 to 930 and encodes 253 amino acids.